AUGGUUGCGGGGAUGAUCUCAAACGGCCGAAGACGUCAGAUCAAGAUAACCAGGCUGAUCACUACCCUAAAACAAGGUUGCAAAAGUCUCCUCCAUAGGGGUGAUCGAGGAUGGACCCCUGCACCGGUUUCAAUCAAGGCGAACGGAGACGAGCUGCGCGGUAGGCCCUUUGACCCAGGGAAGCACAGCCCACCCGAGACGGAAAAGGGGCAUGCAGCCGAUGGCCUCGAGAUUGAUCGGGCUCGGCUGAGGUGGACCGAACCAGCCCAGGCGGCUGAGGAUCCAUGGGCGAAACUGCGGACCUCGUGGCAGGAGGAGUCCGAUAGUGGGGCGUCAUUCCCGUUGGGUAGGAAGUUUCUCGAGCUGUCUUUCGUCAACUUACCGAGAGAGCCCAUUGUUGGAGCUGCAGGAUGCCGAUCAUCAGAAUUACCACUCCGUAGUGGCGUUAACUUCUUCAUGACUCUCUAUGCCCUCACCGCCCACACAAGAGAAAAACAAAAGGUUGAUAAGCAAAGAUUUUAUGCACAGUCGCAUAUUGGCCUUUUUGUGGUUAGCGUGGCUUCUAGAAGGCAGAUGAUCCAUGGUGAUGCAGCAGUCAUCUGCACAGCGUCAACGCAUGCGCUCGUUUGGGUGAUGUAUCCGAUGUCGUCUGAUCCCAGGGUCAUUCGUGGACCGUGUGACUGUCUGGGUGUGUGA
Messenger RNA from Aspergillus niger, 696 nucleotides. RefSeq lists its product as hypothetical. The transcript has 7 exons. The coding region runs from base 1 to 696 and encodes 231 amino acids. The record is from RefSeq and is a predicted model, not a curated record. Lineage: Eukaryota; Fungi; Ascomycota; Eurotiomycetes; Eurotiales; Aspergillaceae.